AUGGCUUGGCUGUUGGCACGUGUGCACAGCCUGCAUUUAGACAUAAUGUACUCUCUAAAUGACUGUUUUUAUUCCUCCUCCAAACAGAAACUGGGUGAAGGACUAGCAAAGCUGAGGACAGCGAGAGAGGCUCCCUCAGACUGCAUGUGCCCCCCAGGCCCUCCAGGGAGGCGAGGGAAGCCCGGCCGGCGUGGAGAACCCGGACCUGCAGGGCAGUCAGGACGUGAUGGUUACCCGGGGCCUCUUGGUUUGGAUGGCAAACCAGGACCUCCAGGACCAAAAGGGGAAAAGGGUGAAGCAGGGGACGUCGGCCCAAGGGGUUUCAAAGGCGAGCCAGGAGAGGAAGGACUCAUGGGUGCCAGAGGACCUCCAGGACCAAAGGGUGAGCCAGGAGUCCAAGGGAAAAAGGGUGAUGAUGGGAUCCCUGGAGAACCAGGACUUGUGGGCCCUAAGGGAGAAAAAGGAAGCGUGGGUCCCAAGGGAGAGAAUGGCACCGAUGGCUUCCCAGGACCCAAGGGUGAAUCCGGUGAGAAGGGAGGAGUUGGCUCCAUUGGACCCCGGGGUCCCCCUGGCCUGAAAGGGGAACAGGGCGACACGGUCGUGAUCGACUACGAUGGCCGGAUCCUGGAUGCACUCAAGGGUCCACCGGGUCCCCCAGGGCCACCAGGCCCCCAAGGCACUCCAGGUCCCAAGGGAGAGCUGGGCUUGCCGGGCCCACCUGGACUGGACGGUGAAAAGGGUCCCAAAGGAGCAAAGGGUGACCAGGGCAGUGCGGGGAUCACGGGGCAGAAAGGAGAGACAGGAGAAAUGGGCUUAGCGGGUCCACCGGGAGCAGAAGGGCCAAAAGGAGACAAAGGAGAAAAAGGAGACACCGGCUCACCAUGUCUGCAGAACAAUCAUAUCAUACCUGAGCCUGGACCCCCUGGAUUACCCGGCCCUAUGGGCCCUCCAGGAAUCCAGGGACCUAAAGGUUUGGACGGUGCAAAGGGAGAAAAAGGUGACACUGGUGAGAAGGGGGACCACGGUGACACUGGACCCGCUGGUCUCCCGGGCGCUCCAGGGCUCAUUGGUUUACCUGGUACCAAAGGAGAGAAGGGAAAGCCGGGGGAGCCAGGAUUGGAUGGUUUCCCAGGUCUCAGAGGAGAGAAAGGAGAGAGAAGUGAAAGAGGCGAGAAGGGUGAGCGAGGAAUACCAGGGAGAAAAGGAGCCAAGGGGCAGAAGGGGGAACCAGGCCCCCCUGGACUGGAUCAGCCUUGUCCUGUGGGAGAUCAUAGCAUUGCAGGCAGCAAAAGGGAGCCAGGUUUGCCAGGCCUGGAUGGGCUGAGCGUGCCCUGCCCUUUGGUACAGUAUCUGCUCUCUCUCUUUCUUGCAUGACUUGUUGUGUGUGUUCCUGCUGUGGCCAAGCCCUGUCCUGAGAAGCAAAUCCCUCCAGGGAGAGGAAGGACACAAGGCAGCAGGGCUGGAACGAGAUGUUUCACUUGGGCAUUUGGGGAAGGAUGCCAAUGUCUUGUUCCUGCUUCCUCCCAGUUAAAAUGACUUUAGAUAAGGAGUGUAAACCAUGGGAGAUCACGUAGAGGAUGCUGGUCCCUUCAUGGCAACAGAUGCUCAAAGUUAGCUACGGUUUCUCUCAGCACCUGUGGCCCAGUUUGGUUCCCCUCGUGCUGGUGCAGCCCUGUGAGUCCCAUUCCCAGCUGAGAUUUGAAAAGCUUCCCUCAAAUGAAGGGGCAGCCCUGCAGAGCAGGGUCACCAGCACUCUGGGCAUCAGAAGGACUUCGCUGUGUCAGCACAGAGCUCAGGUUGGGUCCAGUGGUUAUGCAGGAAGGUUCGUGCUCUCCUCCCCAAAAGGGCUCUGCUCAACUAGUCAUUGUUUUAUUUUCAUUUUUUUUAACCAUAGAAAAUGCUACAUGUCAGAUGAUUUGCAGUUGUCCUCAGAGAAACAAAAGGGCAGUAAGCUGUUUCUCUUUCAAAAAGUUAAAUUACUUUCAGAUGUGUCAAAGAAACCAAUUCCUAACAGCAGGCCCGCUCCAACUCUCCAUAUUUACUCCCCAGAGAUGUUCUAUUCACCAAGCAUCUCCCAUCUUAACUGUACAGAAAACACAGGACCUCUCUGUAUUGAAGGCACUGUAAACUGCAGUAGGUGAUUUCUCCAAGAUGUAACUACAACAUGACCAGUUAGUAAAGCCCUUGCACAUCUCCCUGUUUGUGUAUAUGAAGGGCAGUUGCAUGUUGGUUGGAAUGGUGACUUUGUUCUCCACCCCACCGUGUGGUGGAGGCUUUCUGGGCUCUCAGUGACGGCUUUUAGUCCAGGAGCAUCAGCACGAGCCUUACACACAGGCCACAAAGCUCUUUUUAAGUUGACAAGUCAUUUUGGAAUCACUGGAGUGAAACGUGGUAGAAAGGCUGGAGUUUUAUGAUGGCCAAAGUUAAGUAUUUUGAGGAAGGAGAAAAAAACGGGGCAGAAAUCAACUCUGUGACCAUCCAUGUUAGGGUGUGCUUUAACAGCAAGUCAGGAUGUUUCUUGGUCAAAUGACUGCUCUGCAACUUGUCCCCUGUACCCUUCA
Molecule: messenger RNA, 2561 nt
Organism: Lepidothrix coronata (blue-crowned manakin)
Lineage: Eukaryota; Metazoa; Chordata; Aves; Passeriformes; Pipridae
Gene: COL23A1
Product: collagen type XXIII alpha 1 chain
Exons: 26
Coding region: 1-1374 (457 amino acids)
Source: RefSeq, a predicted model, not a curated record